CUCCUCUCCUCUUAUUCCAAAGAUUCAAAAAAAAAAAAACUCUUCCAUGUAUUCUUGGCUGGCGCGUGUGCUUUGGGUCUUGGUCAGGAAUGAAACAUGAGCUCUAGGACUUUGACGGGGCUGAGGACUGCGAAGUCCUUGCGACUCACGCAGAAUAAUGCUGCUGCUGGAAACAGCAGCGCUAAUACAUCACCGGCAUGGUGCCCUUCUACAAAGCGAUAUGUCUCCUCCACCACCGAGCGACAGGUUCAGCAAAGCGCCGAGUUCUCGUCAAGCAGUCGGAGCUAUGAGCGACUGGGCCGUCGCGCCAAGGAGAAGUUGCUCGAUCGGGAAUUCUUUCUUAGCUUGCUUAAUUCCGCGUCGACGAAGCGAGAAGCCAAGUCCUACCUAGCUCGUCUCAAGGCCCAGCACCAGCUCAAUGCAAAACAGGCAGCACCCAACCCGCUUGUCUCAGAGGUGAAGAUUCCUUCUACGGCUGUACCUCCACCGCCUGGAGUUAAUCUGGGUUCUUUCUACGGUGCCUCCAGGUCUGUCUACGAGGCGCCGGUUUUCAUGCAUGAUACUACCCCCACUCCCCCGCCGCAGACCAUCACGGAGCGCCUACAUCUGGCACUAAUCAAGAUUACCACCCCGCAACUCUUCGAUGACUAUACUAUCAAUGGUGUGGCCAAAACAUUGUCCCAGCUAAACCGUCUGGGGAUGGCAUGCUGCGUUGUGGUCGACCCGGGCCCAGGCGAAGAUCUCAAUGCGUUGCGGAAGAUUGCUGCAGAGCAGGCAGAUCGCCUGUCCUUGGCCGUUGAUGCUCAGCCAGAUUCGAAAGCUGCCCACAUUGACUCGGUGCUGUCCAUUUCCACGCGGCAGCCGCCCACAUUGAAGAUCUCCUCGCGAAAAGCACUCCUUGGCCCGCUGCGGGAUGGCCAGAUCGUGAUCGCGGCUCCAGUGGCCUACACGGAAGAAGUUCCCCGCGCUGUCACGGUCUCCGGCAACGACGCCAUUCUCGCAUUGACGAAGGAACUUGCAGGGUUAGCGACAGUUCCUGACCCCGAUGAGGAUCCGCUGCUUACAGCCCAGAGGAUCAAGGAUCUACAGGCGGAAGUUUCCCUGGAUCGCGUCAUUCUCCUAGAUCCUCUGGGUGGCAUUCCGGCUCUCAGUGGCCCUCAAUCAUCCCACGUGUUUAUCAACAUGGAGCAAGAAUUUGGUGAUAUUCAACAAGAAUUGCGUCAGGCGCAGCAGUCCGCAUUGUCAGCAGAGAAGAGUCCUUCUCUGGAACAAGCCGGUUACCCGUCGAUUCCCGCUCUGGAAGCGACCGCUAUAGAUGGUCACCUCGAGAAUUUACGACUGAGCCAAGCCGCCCUUGCAUUGCUCCCGGCGGCUUCCUCUGGAAUCAUAACCUCUCCACUCGAGGUCGCAGACUCGGCCCAAUCCUCUCACGGCCUUGCGCCAGAUCUUUCCGCGGUCGGGACCCGUCGACAGCGGAACCCUCUGAUUCAUAAUCUCUUGACUGAUAAGCCCCUUCUCUCCUCUUCUCUGCCUCUCAGCCGGCGUGCAGCAAUGAACGGACGACCCACCUCUCUUGCUGCUUCCGGCCUACAUACGACGUUUGUCAAGCGCGGUAUGCCCCUGACUCUGAUCCCGAAUCCACGAGUCCAAGUGUGGACCGCACAAACCCGCCCACGGCUGGGACUGGAUGAUCCAUGUAUUGAUCUUCCGCGCCUGGUUCACCUCAUUGAAGACUCAUUCAAUCGUAAACUGGACGUACAGGAUUAUCUGAACCGUGUCAACGGUCGGUUGGCUGGACUCAUCAUUGCUGGAGAAUAUGAAGGAGGAGCCAUCUUAACGUGGGAGCUACCUCCCGGGGUGGAGGAUGACGGAAGCGAGGCAAGCCAGGCGCGAAUGGUUCCCUAUCUGGAUAAGUUCGCUGUCCUGAAACGCAGUCAAGGCGCGGGAGGAGUGGCGGAUAUUGUGUUCAACGCGAUGGUACGGUCCUGUUUUCCGAAUGGCGUGUGCUGGCGCAGCCGCAAGGACAACCCGGUGAACAAAUGGUACUUUGAGCGCUCGCAGGGAACCUGGAAGCUGAAUGACACGAACUGGACGAUGUUCUGGACAACGCCCGGAUUGGUGCAAGAUUCACAGAGAUUCCGUGAUUACGAAGGAGUGUGUCGCAGCAUCCAGCCCAGUUGGGCGGAUGAUAUUGGGGUGGUGGACUGAUUAACCCCUGCUUGCAUUGCACAGUGUUUAUAGACCUACUAGAUGAUCCUUGUGGAAGUAUAUAUGCCUGACUUCAAGUUGUCGUCAGGAUUUCAGCCUCUUUAC
Aspergillus saccharolyticus JOP 1030-1 is the source of this 2313-nucleotide messenger RNA. It is a transcript of the gene arg2, whose product is annotated as acetyl-CoA:L-glutamate N-acetyltransferase. The coding region runs from base 97 to 2208 and encodes 703 amino acids. The record is from RefSeq and is a predicted model, not a curated record. Gene Ontology annotation, biological process: L-arginine biosynthetic process. Gene Ontology annotation, cellular component: mitochondrial matrix. Gene Ontology annotation, molecular function: L-glutamate N-acetyltransferase activity, acting on acetyl-CoA as donor; arginine binding. The transcript is spliced from 3 exons. NCBI's taxonomy places the organism in Eukaryota, Fungi, Ascomycota, Eurotiomycetes, Eurotiales, Aspergillaceae.